Homarus americanus (American lobster) is the source of this 6273-nucleotide messenger RNA. RefSeq names its product serine-rich adhesin for platelets-like. Gene Ontology annotation, cellular component: cytoplasmic side of plasma membrane; actin cytoskeleton. Gene Ontology annotation, biological process: plasma membrane organization; cell projection assembly. Lineage: Eukaryota; Metazoa; Arthropoda; Malacostraca; Decapoda; Nephropidae. Gene Ontology annotation, molecular function: actin binding; phospholipid binding. The record is from RefSeq and is a predicted model, not a curated record.
GUGCUAUUAGAUAUCAAGGGCGGUGAGACUCAGUGGUCAUGGCAGACUCCUCCAUCGUCGCCGUCCUCUCUUGGGUCUCGGAAGUCCUCCAUGUGCUCCAUCUCUUCACUCAACUCCUCCUCCUCCUCCUCCACACAUUCUCCCUCACACCAUAACCGUACACGUUCUGUCAGCCAGGGCACAAGGCUGGUGAGUGUGUCAUCGCAGGACUCAGGGUUUACCUCGCAGGACACCCUCUGCCACCCUUCACACCCUCACACCUCAACUGCCCUCCAGGCAUCAGGGUUGUCAGAGCAGUCGUGUGGGUCUGAGGGCAGCACACCAUCACCUGCCACAUCCAAUGCUACCUGGCCCAACCUCACUGAUCCCUCGCUGCAUCAGAAGGCUGCACCAAUUCUCUCAGACAGGCCACACACCAUCUCCUCUGCAUACGAGAAGGGGCGAGACCGACCCCCAUUGACCGUGUACACAUUUCAGCCUCCAGAAGGACGUGGUGGCCUGGCAUCUCCCCAGAUCUGUUCCCAACCUUGUAGCCCAGUCUGUCUUGAGCUUGAAAGUGGGUGUGUGAGUCCCCUGGUUGGCCUCACUGCCACUAUUUCUCGACGAUCGUCUCGUACUUCACUUCAUCACAACCUUUCCUCCUCCAGCCAGGAAAGCCUCACAACAUCUGGUAAACCCAAGCCUCCCGUGCCAAAUCGUUGUUCAUCACUUGAACGUCCAGCUGUACCAGAGAAGAAGCCCAUUAUUCGUAACCAACAGCAUCAACAACAGCCACAGAUACAGUCACAGCCACAGCGAGCAAUGUCACAGUUUGGCUCGAAUAAAAUGGUGCCAAUGGUGCCAGAUUUUAACUUGGCAGCUCCUGAUAUGAUUGUGCCUCAGCCAGUAUACAGCAAUAUGGCAGAGUUGUGUGGUGGUGAUGGGGGUGGUGUCGUAAGUGGAAACUCAGCAUGUACUGGCAGCGAAGUAACAAACCCUGAAGGGUCUAACAUUUCUCUCGCAUCUAGUGGCAAUGGGUCACAACCAAAUUUGCAACAGGAAGGUGCUACUGUAUCUGAUGAAAUUGAUGCAAGCAAGUACUGCACACUGCGCCGGUACUCAGACCAACCCCUUCAACAUUACCAGCCAGGAAGGGUGGUCCUUCGCAGACACCUCUCUCAAUCAGGUGUUGGCUCACCACGUAGCGGCACAUUGCGACGAUCAGGUUCUCACGGACAAAAACCUCCUCCUCCUGUACGUCGAACACCAUCAAUCACCACUAUCACAACAACAGUUCCUUCUGUCACCUCCUUGGCAGAUCUCAACCCAGGUUCUCCAAGCACAAGUCUCAACAACUCGCCCACGCACCUGACUUCUUCCACUAGCACCCUUAGCGGUAGUAGCAGUGUGAAUGGAAGUGUAAUUACUGGUGGAAGUGCAAGCCCCAGUCAAGGAAGUAGUAAUGGUAGCCCUUUACAACGAACAGACAGUGAGUCUAGUACUCCUGUAGGAUCACUUGAAAAUCUUCCCCCUCCUCCAGCUUUCUUGUUGGAAGAUGGCACAGAAGAAGCUAAUCCAACUCCUGACCCAGACCUAACUACUCCAGAAGGAGUAAGAUUCAUCUGUGAUCCAUUUGCUCCUCCAGCACCUAUCCAAGACAAGUGUUUCCAACAGCGUACAAUGACGGUGAGUGAUACUGUGAAAACACUACAGGAGAGUCAGCAUCAGCCUCCAUCUCCAGUAAGUCACCGGAGAUCACAGUCCUUGCGUUGCAACCAACCGGCACACAAGGCAGUCCAGUUGCUGGAAGAACGAAGGGUUUCCUUAGAAGAUGCCAGAGCAUCUUUAAUGACAACAUUAAAUGCUAAACUUGCUUCCCAGAUGAACAGUCAGCAACAGCAGCAAUCUAAACAGACCCAGAAACAAUAUCAUCAGCAAACUAGGGAAGGUAGCCAGUCGCCACGUAUGAGUCGCGCUCGUCUAGGAUCUGUGCAAGAAGGCACGGCUAUGGAUAGUCCUUUUCAGUCUCCAACGCAUCAUCCAGUGAUUCCAACAAACAAACAAGGCCAUAUUUAUUUAAACAAACAUCAGCAAUUGCCAUACCAGACAACAAUCUACCAACAUUCAACAUUUAGCCAGCCUAAUUUACUUCAAUUACAGCAACAGCCACUUCUGAAACAAAUAAAUGCUUGCGAUGGCAUGCACGGCAGUGUUUAUCAGCCAGGUGUAGGAAUUAACAAGGAUCCAAAUCAACAAGCAUUUCUGCAGUCGUUAAAUGAAAAACUUUCACAGAGGCAACAAGGAGUGGAAGUGGUUACUUCCCCAGGAUCACCACAACUUCGUUCUCGGUCUAACUCUGGAGCAGCACCUCCACCCAACCCAAAACCUCAUCCAAAUGGAAGUGCUGCAGGAGCUCAGGUCCAGCGUUCAGGAUCGGGUGCAAGUGAAAAGGCCUCAAAAGUACGGCAGUGGAUUGCGAGCAAGACGUUGGGUUCUGAGAAAAAGAGCAGUGCCGAUUCAGCCGCUCUCCGGGAGUCGCUGCUAGAUCAGAUCAAACGUGGAACAACGUUGAGGAGAGCCAAACAUGUGGCUGACCGAUCAGCACCAAAAGUUUCUUGACUUAAUAUACCCUAGCUUGUUAGAAGAUUUGAAAGGCUUCAUUAUCAAAGAAAGAAGGAGGCUCUUGAAUCUGUGCGAGUUUUGUCCAAAAAGCUUCUUGUUGUAUUGUCUGGUACAUAUAUAUAGGUGCAAGAUCUUGAAAAAUAUUUACUUGUAUCUCUACACUUAUAACCAUAACUUAUUGGAAUGUAUCAUUGUAAAAAUGAAGUUGCUUUAGUUUUUUGGAUGAUAAAUUGUGUUUUAUAGGCCUCAAUGUUGUAAAGGCAUGUACCACUUACCUAUAACCUUUAAAAAUAAUUCUUAGAAUCUCGCUGUAAAUCAGAAUCAGUAUUGUUUAAAUACUUAAUGAAAUGUUAUAAUAUAUAUUGAACUAGGAUAUUGAUUUGUGUAACAUAAGAUGGUGGUACAAAAAUUCUGUACCUUGAUAAUGGAAGUACUUUUUAUUUUAUGGAAAAUCCCAUGAGCUACAUAGGAUCCACAAAUGAGCUGUAAAUGUUCACGUUGAGAACAAUGUAUAUAUUUAUAGUUGCUAGUUGUCAGUCUUGGCCACAUUCCCGGGGCAUGGAUAUACAGUACAUUAUUCAAAGCCCAUUACACUUCUCAAGCACAUUGAGGAAAUGAGCUUUAUACCUACACUGCUGACCAUUGAAUGUCACAUGUUAUACACUCUUUAUUACAUACUUUUCUUCCUUUAUGACUGAGUGGUUUAGUUUGGAAUGUUACAGACCAAAAGAGUGAGUGAGAAGGAUAUGAUUUUCUGGUCAUUUUUUUAUAAUCUAAAUCUGAUGAUUAUAAGUUAAAUCUUGAUUUAUAGAAUACUACCUGUAUAUUGGAGAUCCUAGCUCUAAAUUAGUUCUACUUUGAUGACGAGCAGACAAUUGUGCUGUAAACCAUCCUUGCUGUGUUGUCUGUUGUGUUAACUCAGGAUGCAACAUUCCUCAUUAACCUUACUUUAUCUUUCUUUAGUACUGACGACUGAGUUUUUUUUUAUAUAUAUAUAUAAAUAUCACUAGAAAUUAUUUAGAUGAACCUUACCUUAAAGAGAGCUACAUUAGGUGUGAGGUUUCUGUGACAAAAUGAAUUUAUUUGUUUUUAUUCAAUAUUUUCUGAGUCCAGUCCAAUAGUCUCAAGAGUUUACCUUUAUUUAAGUGCACUGGAGCAGUGACUGCUGUAUAUUGAGUAGCUUUAGAAUUUUAUUUGUUCUGCCAGUGACACGAAUAACUUUAUUUUAGAAUAAUAAUACUGUACUGUAAUAUAUUCAUGUACAGUACUUUAAAUAUAGUUUGGCAGAUGAGGAUAUUGAUAGGAAUAAAAGAAAAAGAAAAAAAAGACAUUUAUGUUUUACAAAUACUGUAAGUGUAAGGAUUGUUUCAGUCUGGAAAGGUUUGUCUAAACUGUGCAAGCAACAAUUGUGCUAUGAAGAGUAUUGUUGAAAGAUGUGGAACAGUAAAUAUGACCAGUAAUCUUUAACAUGUAAGUAACUCGUAUCAACCUGUUACCAGUGACUGAACUUCUUCAUAAAUCUGUUUGCAAUUAUUACUGCUUUGUUUGGUUCUGUUCAAGCCUAUAAUGUUUAUUUACAUGUUUGCAAUGUUUGAUCAUAAUAUAAACAUCCGAUAUUUAAUAUUAAGAUGUAAAAUAGAUUCUAAAUUGUAACUCUAGUCACUCAACAGUUGGAAUAAAAGUGAAAUAGAAGAUUAAAAAUUUAAUUGUAAGAUAUUGUGCAUGGAAGCUCCACUUUAUUUCAUUGUAAAUAUCAGAGGACAUAUCAUAUUACAAAACUUAAUGAAAACUAUUAUUGUAUGUAUUAAUAUGAGAAUAAUUAUAAAAGUAUCUGUAAUCAUGAUCUUCAAUAUGACUAGCAGUAUUUGAACCAUUAUUUAAAAGUUGUCACUACAUGACAUGGACAACCAUAUCAAAGACCAGAUGAAAAUUACCACUGAGAUAAGAUCAACGUGCAAAUACUGUACAGUAUGCCAUUUCUCCACAGCUCCAUAGUGUGUAGUGCUAUGGCAUUAAGUUUGUUUGGAGUCGCAAGGGUCAGUUUCUCUUCUCCUGAAGCAUCACAUUAACAAUUACAUUCAAGGGCCACUGUUGUGACAAUUAUUUUUAUGUAGAUUUUUGUAAAGGAUAAUAAGUGAGCAUUACUCACUGCUGAAGCUUUAAGAAACUUGUUUUCAUAUAAAAUGAAAAUGAACUAUUGAAGCAACUUGUCAGUUCACACUUGGGUAUUGUCAUAAAUGAUAGCUAUCAUCAUAGCAAAUGUCAGGUGUGUUAGUGCCUUUCCUUUUGUAGAAGUUCAUUGCGUCCAUGGAAAUCAAACGCACUAAAUUCUCCAUUAACUGGACUUCUUUUAACAGGAAAUCUCCAAUAACUGGAUUUAGGAGAACCACAAGAGAUACUCUUACAGAAUUUUUGAGAACAUUCUCCACAAGGGUCUACUUAAUAGUACUGUACUCGUGUAUAUUGUAAGAAGGCUCAUUGGUCCCCAUUUCCUAAUAUGAACCAUUUUUAUGUACGUAAUGUGAAAAUUGAGCUCUAAAGCUUAGGGUGUCAAUAUGUUUGGGGCUCAAUGGGCCAUUGCAAAUGGAACAAUGUUCAUUUUCCAUAAAAAUCAGGAUUCAUUAGAAUAUGGGGCCCAUUUAAACUCCACAUCCUACAUGGAUCCGAUGAUACUGGGUUUUACUUGAACAUUGGCCCAAGAAACCCCAUACUAAUAGAACAGUACGGUUAUGGUUCAAACUUAAUUUUCCUUGAACAUUUGGUUAUAUUUGGACAUGAGAACCAGUGCACCACACAUCUUAACGAGACCUACAUUUUUUUCAAUUUUUUAACAGAAGCAUAAUUGAUAUACAGAAUAUUGCACAAGUGAUCAGAAAAAAAUCCAGUUAAGGGAGAAUUUUGCUUGGUUAAGGGAACAUUCACUAGUAAGCAGAAUUCUCUUUUAACCAGACUGGCUGCUCACCAGUUAAGGGAGAGUUUAGUGUUCUAUUUGCCCAACAUUUCAGUCAGAUAAAUUUAAUUAUCUUGUAGAGAGUGUUAAAACUGUUACUUUGUUCUCAGUAUAGUUCAUAAUUGCAGACAAGUAUGACAUACAAAACUCAAACCAAACUCAUUUUGUCAAAUAUCAUUUUCAACUACAGUGCAGUAAUCCCCUCCAUUUAUACCUGUGGACUCUACUCGUAACUUACACAAGAUAAGUAAUGCUCUGUAUUCCUAUUGGUACUGAACUCACAGUAAUGGUAUCACACACAUGAUAAGAUUAUCUUCAGGAACACUUAACAGUUUUGGUGUUGUUUGGUCUAACACUGGAUCCUAUCUCUAAUUUAGAAAUAUAAAGUGGUAAAUAGAUAUGAUAAAGAAAAUGGUAAAUGGGUGUAACAGUAACAUUUGAGUUUAAUUCUGCUGUAGCAGGGAGCACUUGUGUGGUAAUUCCACACGUUAGCCAAUAUCUGCCGGCACAUACCUGAAAGCCUAGUAUGGCUCCCAUCGAUGAGCUCGCUUUACACCUAUGAACGUCAUAUAUACGUAGAUUGAUUGCUACUUUCUUAUUGGUAGGAUUAAACUUUCUUUUAUAUGACAAUAAUUAGUUUUUGAUGGAAGAUUUUUCUGCCACAUGUUUUGUGUAUAAAUCUGUCAUAGGUAAUUAUUAACCCAAAUAAAGAAUAAAAAUAA